Condylostylus longicornis is the source of this 932-nucleotide messenger RNA. RefSeq names its product RNA-binding protein 7. Lineage: Eukaryota; Metazoa; Arthropoda; Insecta; Diptera; Dolichopodidae. Gene Ontology annotation, molecular function: single-stranded RNA binding. Gene Ontology annotation, cellular component: nucleus. The transcript has 2 exons. The coding region runs from base 65 to 766 and encodes 233 amino acids. The record is from RefSeq and is a predicted model, not a curated record. Gene Ontology annotation, biological process: regulation of alternative mRNA splicing, via spliceosome.
UGCAAAUAGGUGAUAUUUUAAUUUAGAAAAAAAAUUAUAAAAUAUAAAUUAUAAUUACAAAAAAAUGGGAUCGAGAAAAAGACAAAAAUCUUCAGCUUCAUCUUCUGAAAGUGAAGAUGAUGAAGAUAAAAGAACUUUAUUCAUAGCGCAUUUAGAUACAAAAACUACAGAAGAAAUUUUAUUUGAAUUGUUUUUACAAGCUGGACCUAUCGAGAGUGUUAGAAUACCUAAAGACAAGGAAACGCAACGCCAAAAAACAUUUGGUUUUGUUACUUAUAAAUAUUCUUGUGCGAUACCCUACGCGCUUCGUUUAUAUGACGGAAUUAAAUUAUUUGGUCAAAGGCUUGUAAUCAAAGGUCGUGAUGUAAAAGAAAGUAAUAAUUCACGUGACUCCAAAAAUUACGAUAGAAAACAUACGGAAAACUCUUCCUUACGAUAUGGCUUUAAAGACAAGGCACCAGAAAUUGCGCCAAAUUUAAAUGACAAAAAUAAAGAUCUCAAGCAAAUAAGAACUUUUGAUAUAGAGCACCUCAAAAGGUUUGCUCCCGAACUAGUUCAAGGAGUUAACGAAUCUUUUGAAAAUCCCUUUAAAGCUACUGGGAGUAAACAUGUUGAAAAUUUUCGGAAUGAUUUCAAACACCACUCUCGAAAUGAUUCUCGUUUUGACAGGAGAGAGAAGCCAUACCAAAAACCAAAUCGCGACGACAGACAAAGGAAUUAUUCACACAGAGAUGGUAGAAGAUCAGAACAAAGAAAAAAUAGAUAGUCUUUGGAGAAAAGGCUUACUUAUCAACACAAAACUUUUCACAAACUUUUGUUUUCUUUUCAAAAUCGUACAGUACAGAAAUUUUCAAAUUGUGUUUAAUUUAAAUUAUAUUCUUAAUAAAUCUUCAUUUUAUUACUAGAGUGCUUUGAUUCAACAAGCAUAAUUA